Stylophora pistillata is the source of this 1178-nucleotide messenger RNA. RefSeq names its product transcription initiation factor TFIID subunit 2. Gene Ontology annotation, molecular function: metallopeptidase activity; transcription cis-regulatory region binding; zinc ion binding. Lineage: Eukaryota; Metazoa; Cnidaria; Anthozoa; Scleractinia; Pocilloporidae. Gene Ontology annotation, biological process: transcription initiation at RNA polymerase II promoter. Gene Ontology annotation, cellular component: transcription factor TFIID complex. The record is from RefSeq and is a predicted model, not a curated record.
AGUUAUUUCAAAAUGGCGGCCGAAUCAAUGGGUAACGAGAGAGAGAGCUUCACUUGAUUUUAUUCCUGAUCAGCCAGCAAGGAUGAGAAAAGGAAGCGAGUCUCCAAGGACUUUUAAAUUGAUUCACCAGACGCUGUGCAUAACGUCAAUAGACUUCAAACGGAAAUGUCUGUUUGGUUACGUAGAGCUGAGAAUCCUUCCUCUGACAAGUAAUCUAACAAGAGUAAAGCUGAAUUCAAAGCAAUGCAGGAUUAUGCGAGUCUGUGUCCGGGAUGAAAGGAGAUCAGGAGAACAUGACUGGUAUGAUGCUGGUUUUCAACUGGAUGAUCCAGGAAAAGUUGUCUGCACAGAUAACAAAAAGAGAAACCUGGAUAAUUUCUUGGCAUGCAUGCAGAGUUCUGUAAAUGCAGUGGAUCCUGAGACUAUUGGAGGGGAAUUAACUGUUAGAAUUCCAAAAGAAGUGUUGUCUUGUGCACAUGGUAAGAAUAAUGAUAUUAUUAUCUCCUGGUAGGACCCAGUAAUAUACCCCUGGGCUGGUGAACAGCACCUCUAGGACCCAGUAAUAUACCCCUGGGCUGGUGAACAGCACCUCUAGGACCCAGUAAUAUACCCCUGGGCUGGUGAACAGCACCUCUAGGACCCAGUAAUAUACCCCUGGGCUGGUGAACAGCACCUCUAGGACCCAGUAAUAUACCCCUGGGCUGGUGAACAGCACCUCUAGGACCCAGUAAUAUACCCCUGGGCUGGUGAACAGCACCUCUAGGACCCAGUAAUAUACCCCUGGGCUGGUGAACAGCACCUCUAGGACCCAGUAAUAUACCCCUGGGCUGGUGAACAGCACCUCUAGGACCCAGUAAUAUACCCCUGGGCUGGUGAACAGCACCUCUAGGACCCAGUAAUAUACCCCUGGGCUGGUGAACAGCACCUCUAGGACCCAGUAAUAUACCCCUGGGCUGGUGAACAGCACCUCUAGGACCCAGUAAUAUACCCCUGGGCUGGUGAACAGCACCUCUAGGACCCAGUAAUAUACCCCUGGGCUGGUGAACAGCACCUCUAGGACCCAGUAAUAUACCCCUGGGCUGGUGAACAGCACUGUAGGGUGAAGGGUUUUGCUGGAGGACACAGCACAGUGACUCAGCCAGGGCUUGAAUGCAGACCUCUUGAGCCAGUGAGCUAAC